Cryptomeria japonica (Japanese cedar) is the source of this 2875-nucleotide messenger RNA. RefSeq lists its product as uncharacterized. The transcript has 6 exons. The coding region runs from base 2038 to 2724 and encodes 228 amino acids. The record is from RefSeq and is a predicted model, not a curated record. NCBI's taxonomy places the organism in Eukaryota, Viridiplantae, Streptophyta, Pinopsida, Cupressales, Cupressaceae.
UGUAUUUUGUAUAGGUUUAUCUUGCUUUGUAUUUUGUUUCACCCACCUGCUGUAGUCUGCAGAAAAGAUCAUGGCAUCUUCCUCAUCUCGCCAAAAUAAUGUGAGAGAUGGUGCUUUCUCCCAGACUAGUCCUGAAUCCAGAAGGGUAGAGUCAUCUACCUCACCCAGAUUGUUUGAUGUCUUCAUCAACCACCAUGGCCCAGAUGUUAAAGCUACUUUGGCUCUUCAUCUCUAUAAUUCUCUUCAAUCUGAGGGAUUUCGAGCAUUUCUUGAUUGCAAAGAGAUAGAAUUGGGAGAGUUGUUUCCUUCUACCAUUGAGAGUGCAAUUAGCUCUUCUUUAGUUCACAUUGCCAUUUUCUCAAAAGGAUAUGUACAGUCCGAUUGGUGUUUAGAUGAGCUCACUCUCGUGUCGAAAAGUAACGCUGAGAUUAUUCCUGUGUUCUAUGAUGUGAUCCCUUCAGAUCUCCGGUGCAUCGGAAAGACAAAGGGAGUGUAUGCAGAUGUAUUUGCUGAAUACGAGCAUUCUGGAAAACACAUUAGAACACUUGAGAAGUGGAAGGAAUCCCUUCUGUUUCAUUCAUUAGUGAUAUGAGCUCAACAAGCAUGACAACAAUAUCGAGGAGCUAUGUAAAAAGGUAGUAUCUACUGUUGCGAAAGAAAUAGAAAAGACAAAGUCUUUGAAUGUUCCAAAACAUCCAGUGGGAAUUGAUGACAUUGUAGAGGAUUUUGAAAGGCAUUGCACAGAGAAGAGAGAAGAGAAAGCAAAUAUCAUUGGCAUUUUUGGCAUGGGGGUUCCGGCAAGACCACUCUGGCCAUAGAAAUAUUCAAUCGCAAGCAUUUAGAGUACCAUGGAUCAUGCUUUCUGUUUGAUGUAAGAAAAGCUUCCAACAAAAGCGAAUUGCCUUCUUUAGAGGCUAAGCUUCUCAGAGAUCUGGUCCAAGAAAAAUAUCACAAAUUUCAGAGUAUAGAGGAAGGGACCAGUGCACUCACACAUAAUCUAAGAAGAGCUCACUGUUUUUGCUUCCUAAUUAUUUUAGAUGAUAUUGAUAACAUGGACCAAUUAAAUGCUCUAUUGGUGGCAGAUGUGCUGAAUUCUAAUAGCUUGGUAAUGGUCACAACCCAUGAUGAGAGGGUGCUCAUAAAGGCAGGAAUUAGUCAGCGUUAUUAUAAAUUGAAGGAAAUGAACAUAGAUCAUAGCAAGCAACUCUUCUGUUGGCAUGAAUUCAGUCAAUCAUGCCCCUCAAGUGGAUAUGAGCAUUUGGUUGACAGCUUUGUAAAAGCAUGUGCAGGUUCACCCUUAUCUCUUAAGGUGUUGGGAGGACAUUUAUUUGGUAGUGCUGACAAACAGUGUUAGAAGCUACAACUGGAAAAUGUUUAUACAACCUUAGAUAAGGAUGUAAAAUACAGGCUUAAAAUUAGCUAUGAUGCACUUGACAGUGAUCAACAACAAAUCUUUAUGGACACUGUAUGUUUCUUCAUCGGUGAAGAACAAAGCAUGGCUAUUAGAAUAUGGGAGUCAUCCGGAUGGAAUUCUCUGCAAGCAAUUCAAAGGCUGGAAGAUAAAUGUCUAAUUGAAAUUGUUGACGGUGGCAUGCUACCUCUUUUCCAAGUUUGGAAGGGUGAUGAGUACACCCCAAUGCUGUCUUCAGAAUGCAUGACCACCUCCGUGAUCUGGGAAGAGAUCUGGGAAGAGAAAUAGUAGAGAAACAAGGCCCAGAUGAACUGAGUCCUCCUCUUCGCCUAUGGCAUCCCAACCAUCUUAGAUAUUUGGAAUCAAGAGGAUGCCAAAACAUUCUCACUGCAAGCAAGGGCCGUAGCUUGUGGUGUUUCCAUAGUUUUUAGACCCCUCCAUUUGUUUUAAUAUUUCAUAUGUUUUAGGAAAUUCAAACGAUUGCCUUGAUGCAUUAACGGUUCUGCUAUGGCUUUGUCUUGAACCGAUGAGUGGUGAACGCACAAGCAUUCCUCCAUGGAGUCCUAUGCAAAAUUUGCAGUGUUUAACAACUGUUAAGGGAGUUUUCAACAAAUUGGGGCUGAACAAUGCACAGGAUUACCGUCGAUGGAUGUUGGGAGCUUGAAGAGUUGUCAUGUGCACAUCUCAGUUGCCUGGAGAAUAUUACGAUUAAUGGAUGUUGGAUGCUGCGGAAUAUAACAGGUUAUGAAAGGUUGGAUCAGCUGAAAUAUCUGCAACUUUCAGCAAUAUACAAUGGAGGCAUCAUACUGAAUUGCAUUAAAAAAAUUCAGAGGCUUCCAUCAGAGUCUACAAUUAUAAGUGGACAUGCCGUGGAUGGAGCCGAGUCGAUUUUAAACACAAAUCUUUUCUUCAGUCAGAUCGAUGCCGAUGCAGUAAAUGAAAUUGAUAGGAAUGAACUGGGUGUGUUUGAGGUAUCACUAAACAUGGCAAACUCCUUGUGUGCAAUCAUCGUAUGCAGUGUGAUUCACACCCAAGUUGGCGAUCAAAUACAGAUAACCCUUUGCCCUGCCAAAUCAAUAGUAACUACUAUUGGCACAGGAAAAUCAAUAAUUACAGUUGUGAUUGCCGACCAAAACGAAUUACACCAUGCUCCACAUUAUCUUGCUCAAUCCUAUUGGAUGCCAGAUAUGACUUUGCGUUCUGCUAAGUUUGGUGCUGCUCAAAUAAAAAAACAGUGUAUAUUGUCAGUACAGAAAGGCAGAGAAGCAAAAACCCUCCUCCUAUUGAACAGAAUUGGCCUGCUAUAUAAGUAAGGAAGAAUACUACACAAUUGUUGCUAUGGCUUGUACUAAAGGCUUCUUUUUGCAAUUAAGGCCACUUUGGUAGUCAUUCCUAUCAAGAAGUUGAAUGCUGCUUGUUUUUUAUUUUAUUUUAUUUUAAAUUUAACAACAUUAUUGAUUCUAA